GGAAGCGGCCGGCCGGAGCGGUUUGCUGACUGGGGAGGAGGAAGUGGAGACGGGGAGGCGUUAGAAACCGGCCGCGUCGUAUCCGCGGGCGGAAAAAGAGGCUUCCGCGAGGAUUUUCUUCUGGUCGUAGCGGCGGGAGCCGUCACGGAAGCUGGCAGGAUGAAUGUUGGAGUAGCCCACAGUGAGAUGAAUCCCAACACGCGAGUGAUGAACAGCCGAGGCAUUUGGUUAGCUUACAGCAUUUCUGUAGCUGUGCUCCAUAUCAUCUUUCUUAGCAUUCCUUUCUUCAGUGUCCCUGUGGUCUGGACUCUAACUAAUGUUAUCCAUAACCUGGUGAUGUAUUGGUUUCUCCAUACAGUGAAAGGGACUCCCUUUGAAACACCUGACCAGGGCAAGGAUCGCCUACUCACACACUGGGAGCAGAUUGAUUACGGCACACAGUGGACAUCCUCCCGCAAAUUUUUGAGCAUUUCCCCAAUCAUUCUGUACAUUUUAACCAGCUUUUAUACAAAAUAUGACCCUGUGCACUUCAUAAUCAACACCACUUCGCUCCUGAGCGUCCUCUUGCCCAAAUUACCCCUGUUCCACGGAGUCCGUCUCUUCGGUAUCAACCAGUAUUGAAGCAGAAGGGAUCUUGGCACUGCUGAGACAUUAUUCUUCCAAAGAAAAGUAGUUCCAAGAAAAUGUGGGCAAAGCUGUGGUUGCGUCACCUUGGACUCUCUGGGACCAGGUUUCGCUGGGUGACGCAAGCCGAGCUGCCACUGCUCAAAUGACUGAGCAGUAUGGAGCAUUCUCCGACAUUUCUGGCAAGGAGAUCUAAGCCAUUUUUCUUGCGGCUAGUCUAUACUAGGGGUGAAAUUCUCUGGUGGAAUGAAACAAUAGUUGAAUUGUCAUGCGACCGUGAGUUCUCUAGCUCUCCCAUGUAAAAAUUCCUGCUUUUGCUCUUUGUAGUGGGGGACUGGAAUCCCUUUCUGGAAGGGAUUUAAUGUUGCUUAAGACCACCUUCCUUUAGUUUGUAAACUUCCCUUUUUUUUCAAAUGUGGUUGUGCUGCUAAAUUUCCAGAUUUUUCCCAGUCGGGAAAAUUGAAUUAGCCUGCUGUGACAGGUCUCAUACUUACGGUUCUAAGCUGUGUAAAUAAUAUUUUGUAAAUACUCAUGUGGUAGGUACAUAUUAGCAUAACUUUGUUCAUUCCAGUUGAAUGCAAAGUAUAGAGUACUCCCUCUUGCACUGCCCCUCUACUCUCUCCCCCCUUUAAAGUAGGUUUUCCGCUUAUAAAGGAAUAAUGUAACGCAACAUUGAAGUGGGAAGAUGCAAAUUAAAUUAUACGUUUAGUCAGUGUUCUGCACUGCUUUUGUUCUUUUAUCAACCCUGUUUAUACCAGCCCCAUGAAAUUAUCAACAUAAAAAGAUGAAAAGAUAAUGACAUGGACAGAUCACUUAUUUAAUCUGUGUAUGAACCUUAUUUGGUGUUAGUUUCUAUCAUAGUUCCCCAGCUUGUUAAAAAAAAGUUCUUAUUUUUAUAGGGCAGACAUCUCUAACCUGCUGUUUAUAGGCUACAUGAAUCUCAUUUCUUGUGAGGUUUCUUCAUACAUCCAUGAAAGCAAUCCAAUGUUACGUCAAGGGAAUUGGUUUGAAGCACAAGAUGAGUGCUCUGUUUAGAAGAAGAAGAAGAAGAAGAAGAAUUUAAUUUCUAUACCGCCCUUCUCCCGAAGGACUCAGGGCGGUUUACAACCAAGUAAAACACAAUGAAAACGUACAAUAUACGAUUAAAAACCAAUUUAAAAAACCUAUUCAAUUUGGCCCAUUAAUUAAAAUACAUAUUAAAACCAUAAAAAACCCCAUUAAAAUUACUAGUAAAUUUCAAAUUUAUGCCACUCCUGCAUGGAAGAAUAAGUACGUCUUCAGCUCGCAGUGGAAGGUCCGAAGGUCAGGAAGCUGUCGAAGUCCUGGGGGAAGCUCAUUCCAGAGGGUAGGUGCCCCCACAGAGAAGGCUCUCCCCCUGGGGGUCGCCAGCCGACAUUGUUUGGCUGACGGCACCCUGAGGAGGCCCUCCCUAUGGAGGCCUAUGGGAGGCAAACGGUGGCAGUAGGCGGUCCCAUAAAUACCCCGGUCCUAAGCCAUGGAGCGCUUUAAAGGUGGUAACCAACACCUUGAAUUGCACCCGGAAGACCACAGGCAGCCAGUGCAGCUUGCGCAGGAGAGGUGUUAUAUGGGAGCCGCAAGUAGCCACAAGUUUACUGGUAUUUCAAAUAGCCAUCUUUUAAAAAGAAAGACAGUCAAAAACAAAUAAAUAAACACAAGCUCUAAUAGUUCUCAUCAAACAUACUUUAUAGCUAUUUUUUUUCUGAUCAAAGUUUGUGCUAAAUAUUAAAAUGGUGGUUUUAAAUUUGCUUCAAAACUCCACAAGGGACUGUAUUCUCUCUCAUUCCUUACCAUUUACUGUGGAAAUAGCCAAUAAAAAGUGUAAGACCAAAAGCAUACAAGUCUAAGUAAGAAUUAGAUGUGUCACUAUUAUGUUAGCAUGAAAAGCAAUCAUGUUUGCACCUUCCCAAACUAGAUAAGCUUUUAUAGGAUUAUCUAGAAAAUCGGUGUUUCUCAAACUGGGCAACUUUAAGACAUGUGAACCUCAACGCCUUGAAUCCCCCAGCCAGUUGAAGUUCACUGUACCAGGGUUGAAAGCCCAAAGGGGAAAUAAUGACUUUUAAAUGAUCAUCCCAAUUGGUGUCCCUUCAGCCAGACAGAUAUUGAACAGAUAGACUAAAAGCCUAACACUAACCUUAACCAUAACAAAGGCAUCACUGCUGAAAUCAUUUUCUAUAAAGUUCUACUUCUAGCCCUCGGUAUUUUUCCUGGUUUAAAGCCCCAAAUAGCUGUGGAUUGGAGGCAUCUGUCUGCCUUGCUUUGAGCCAUCUCUGGAAAACUUGCUCCUUCACAUCAGAAAGGAGGCAAAAGGCAGAAUAAAGCUGCCCUUUCCUGUUUCAUCUCAGCCCAUCUUAAAAGCAGAAUGUUCCUGCUCUGUCUUCCUGCAUUGCCUAUUUAGCAUUUUGAUGAUCUCUGCCCAUCUUUUAACUCAUACUUUUGGGGAUGACAUUUCUCCCCCUUUAGUAUGCCCAUGCAACAAUUACACACCUCCUUAGCUGCUCCUCCAUUUUGGAACAGAGUUUUCCUGCGCAUCCAAAUGGCUCCCUCCCUCCUGGUUUUUAGGAACACUUUCAAAAGAUACAGGCCUUGGAGGUUGGAAUGCUACAAUCUGUUCCCUCCAGCAAUAGAAAUGGUCUUUUGCUUUGAAUUAAAUUCUGGUUUAUAUCUUACUAUGUCCUGUUUUAAGCAUUGUAAUUAUUGUUAUUUUACUCUAAUGUGUACUGUAUGUUUUUAAUCCAAUUUACAAUAGUUGGGAUAUAUGCUGCUCAGAGUUGAUUAGAGCAGCUUAUAAAUAAAAUUAAACCCAAAG
Messenger RNA from Ahaetulla prasina, 3451 nucleotides. It is a transcript of the gene ORMDL2, whose product is annotated as ORMDL sphingolipid biosynthesis regulator 2. Gene Ontology annotation, biological process: negative regulation of ceramide biosynthetic process; intracellular sphingolipid homeostasis; ceramide metabolic process. Gene Ontology annotation, cellular component: endoplasmic reticulum membrane. Bases 160 to 621 code for a protein of 153 amino acids. Lineage: Eukaryota; Metazoa; Chordata; Lepidosauria; Squamata; Colubridae. The record is from RefSeq and is a predicted model, not a curated record. The transcript has 4 exons.